Desarmillaria tabescens is the source of this 1899-nucleotide messenger RNA. RefSeq lists its product as uncharacterized. The record is from RefSeq and is a predicted model, not a curated record. NCBI's taxonomy places the organism in Eukaryota, Fungi, Basidiomycota, Agaricomycetes, Agaricales, Physalacriaceae. The transcript has 8 exons. The coding region runs from base 1 to 1899 and encodes 632 amino acids.
AUGGCACCAGCUUCGACGUAUCCUGCGGAGGAGGAGGCCUGGAUCCAAGCGAAACUGCAAGAGUAUCUUCCAAUGUUGGGCUGUGGAAAGGCCAGAGCUCGAGGACAGCCAGCGCCUCAAGAUGACAAAGAUGCCAGCAACGCUGUCAGUUGUUUUAUGAAGGAGUUUGAGCAGAACUUCGACUACAGUACCAAGACACCUAAAGAGCUGAAGACUCAUCAUGCGAAUUUCAAGGGAAAAUUUCGUACUUUCAAAUUGGCCAAACUGCACAAACGAAUCUACGAUGAGUACUUUUCGACGCCGGGUCCAUCAAUGAGUGUGGCUACGUCUUCAGACGGGCCAUCUGCCACCUCUUCCACCAUUCCCAUCGUAGUAUCCACCAAAAACGACCACUCCAACACCAUCUUCUCCGACUUGCCAGAUCCUACCGGACAUGCCCUUUUCAUCUCAAGCAUCAGGAAUGAGGUCAACAUGGACGUCAAUGACUUUCGGAAGGAGAAUGGUAUUGGUGGCAGGAAACAUGCAGGUCUGCUGCAGAACCGAUUCAAAGAGAGAUGGGAUGCUCUAUCAGUAGAGGAGCAAAAAGAAUGGGAUGAUCAGGCUAGGGCGCUGAUGGCUUCGAAGCCCAGUAGCAUAUACCAGAAUCAAGAGAGGCUAAACAGAGAUCUCUCUUCUGUUCUAUAUCAUUUGAGGGGUCCAGAUGCGCACCAAGUUGGAAAUGCGGCAUUUCUGGUUCUCUAUGGUGUGCGUAAUGCAGAUGAAUGUCUUCAGACCGCCAGUAUCGUUGUCAGUCCAGACGAUGCUGUAUCAUUCGAUAAGUAUGUGUCAGACUUCCAAGCACAGUUUGUCAAUCCUUGGCGCCAGUACUGCAACAUGACUAUACACUAUAAUUGGGAUACCAGUACCGAUGCUACAAAGACGCAUCAAGUGCACGUCGACGUGUCAGGCGGUGUCAUCUUUCCGAAACUGGAUUGGUCGUCUUUAUCGUUGAGGGAGGUGCAAGCUCAUUUAGCCUCCUUCUUUGAUGCGCAAUGGGCAAGCGUUAAUGAAGGUCCAGUGCCAUGGGAUGAUGUCAUUGCGAACCCAAACAAAUACAUCAAGGCGUCACUUCCCUCCACCGUUCACUUGAAGAAAGCCUCUGACCUCGAUUAUAUGGGCAUCUUCGCACUCGUUGAUCAAUUUUGCCAAAAUCCGGACAUUAUAUUGUUCCAUGCUAUGAUGCCUGUAUCGCCGUCCAAGUCUCUCCCACCCAGCCCUGAGAAAGCCGCCAGUGUCAAGUCAUCGCCAUCCAAGGCCAAGUCCCCCAAUCGACGCCGACCUUCUCCACGUAAAGAGGUUUCUCCUGCCAGAGAGCAUGAGGAGAUCGACUGGCUGAAGGGCAUGCGACCACAGCGACGACCAACUCCGCAACCCGAACGGGAUCCUGAGAGGAAUCCAACAAAAUCUCCUGAUGGAGGAGUUCUGCCACCCAUUGUGGAAGAGCUUUGUAAUGAGGAUAGCCCGCUAACACCCAUGGCGGAAGAAUUUGUGCUACCUGUUGUGGAAGAACCUAUCGUAGAGAACCCUUUAGCACCCGCCAUCGUGGAAGAGUUAUUGGAACCUGCACCUCUGGUGAGGACGGCAGUAAAGGCGAAGAGAGCCCGAGGUCACCCCAAGAAGACCACGCCAGCUGGUAACGAGCAAUCCAAAGAGAUGGGAGAAAGCAUAAAACGGAAAAGUCCGGAUUCUAGCCAUCCAAAGGAGCCAACUACAAAGCGUAUCAAGCGCAAUGCCGAGCUGCCUAUCCAUCCAAGACGUAGCGCAAGACGGGAAGAAAUGGCGAAGCCCAAGGAACCAAGCAAAACUGUCAAUUACACGCAAUGCAAAGGGGCUAGAGGAUGGGUAUAUGUUGAUGUGUAG